AUGGCGGCAGACCGGAAGUCCAGUGUUGUGCCAAAGAACUACCAGCAUAUUCUAGCCUUGGCCUUUGCUGUCAAGGAGAUCAAUGAGAACCCCAAAAUCUUGCCUAAUAUCACAUUGGGAUUCCACAUCUAUGAUAAUUACUUCAAUGAAAGGAUGACCUACCGGGCUGCUCUGAACCUUCCCUCCACACUUAUGCCCAACUACAAGUGCAACAUCCAGAAACACCUGAUGGCAGUUAUUGGGGGACUGGACUUUGAUACCUCCCUCCAAAUGGCAAACAUCUUGGGCAUCUACAAGAUCCCUCAGCUCACUUAUGGCUCCUUUGCCCCAGAGGAUGUUGGUCAGAGCCAAUCCACUUCCUUCUACCGGAUGGUGCCCAAUGAAGCCCAUCAGCACACUGGGAUUGUUGAGUUGCUUCUUCACUUUGGUUGGACAUGGGUUGGGUUGCUUGCUGGAGAUAAUGAGAGUGGAGAGAGAUUUAUCCAGGACCUGAAACCUCUGCUCUCCCAAAAAGGCAUUUGUUUGGCCUUCUCUGAGAAAACCCCGAAAACCACAUAUUUGGCAGAGUUUUAUGAUGUGCAGUCUGACUUCAUCCAAAUCUAUCAAGUUAUUAUGAAAAGUAAAGCAAAGGUUGUUGUUUUCUAUGGGGAAACUAAGUCUAUGAUUGACUUGAGAGAAAUAGUAGCACUUGGUGAAUUGGAAAAUGUGACCAUGACACAUGAGGGCAAGGUGUGGAUUCUGACAGCACAGCUGGAUUUCACAGCAUUAACCUAUCAAAUGAGCUGGGAUAUGCAAGUCUUCCAGGGUUCUCUCUCCUUUGCGGUUCACUCAAAUGUGGUACAAGGAUUCAAAGCCUUUCUUCAGGUCCAAAAUCCUUUUGAGGCAAAUGGAAAUGGCUUUCUCAAGGAGUUAUGGGCACAAGUAUUUCUCUGUUUAUUUCCAAAGUCCAGUACAGAGGAGCAGGCCAGUGGAACCUGCACCGGAGAUGAAAAGCUGGAAGAUCUCCCUUCUUCUGGUUUUGAGAUGAGCAUAGGUGGCCACAGCUACAGUCUCUAUAAUGCUGCCUAUGCCAUAGCCCAUGCUCUACAUGCCAUGUUUUUGUCCAGGACCAAAUAUAGGGGAGGGAUGGAAGGAGGGAUGCAGGAGCUUCAGAAGCUGCAGUCUUGGCAGCUCCAUCCCUUUCUUAGGACUGUCUCCUUUAACAACUCUGCUGGAGAAACUGUAUCUUUUAGUGAGAAUGGAGAAGUAGAUGCUGGCUUUGAUAUUACCAACGUGGUCACUUUUCCAAAUAACUCCUUCAUGAGAGUCAAGGUUGGAAGGUUUCCACCCCUUUCUGUGUGUAACCCAAAUUGCCCUCCUGGUUCCAGCAAGGAGAAGAAGGAGGGGGAGCCAUUCUGCUGCUAUGAUUGUGCUCCAUGUCCUCAAGGCAAGAUUUCAUCCCAGAAAGACAUGGUUGACUGUGUUGCAUGCCCUGAAGAUCACUAUCCAAACAGGGACCAAUCGCAAUGCAUUCCAAAGACCAUCAGCUUCCUGACUUUUAAAGAGCCUCUGGGGAUGAGCUUAGCAUUGUUUGCUCUUUCUCUCUCUCUCCUCACAGUGGUGGUCCUAGCCAUCUUCAUUAAACAUCAGGACACACCUAUUGUCAGAGCAAACAAUCGGGACCUCACCUACACUCUCCUCACUUUCCUCCUGCUCUGCUUUCUCUGCCCAUUGAUCUUCCUUAGCCCUCCAGAAAGAGUGAGCUGCCUGCUCCGACAAAUGGCUUUUGGCCUUGUUUUCACAGUAACUGUUUCUUGUAUUCUGGCCAAAACUAUCACGGUGGUUCUGGCCUUUGUGGCCACCAAACCAGGAUCCAGGAUUAGGAAGUGGGUAGGGAAAAGACUGGCAAACUCCAUUGUGAUUUCUUGUUCUUUUAUUCAAGCUGGCAUUUGCACUGUGUGGUUAGGAACCUCUCCCCCAUUCCCUGAUUCUAACAUGCACUCUGUGAUGAGAGAAAUCAUUUUAGGCUGUAACGAAGGGUCAGUUGCCCUGUUUUACUGUGUCCUGGGCUACAUGGGCUUCCUGGCCAUUGUCAGCUUUGUAGUGGCCUUUUUUGCCAGGAAACUGCCUGAGAGCUUCAAUGAGGCCAAAUUCAUCACCUUCAGCAUGUUCUUGUUUUGUAGUGUUUGGAUCUCCUUUGUUCCGGUCUACCUGAGCACCAAGGGGAAAUACAUGGUGGCUGUGGAGAUCUUCUCCAUCUUGGCCUCCAGUGCUGGUUUACUGGGUUCCAUCUUUUCCCCCAAAUGCUACAUCAUUUUAUUGAGGCCUGAGCUGAACAGCAAGGAGCAGUUAAUAAAGAGGAAAUAG
Molecule: messenger RNA, 2346 nt
Organism: Zootoca vivipara (common lizard)
Lineage: Eukaryota; Metazoa; Chordata; Lepidosauria; Squamata; Lacertidae
Source: RefSeq, a predicted model, not a curated record